AUGGUUUUGCCAAAGCCCCUGCCGCCGCCGCCACCACCAUCUUCGGCAUCGGAAGCAUCGGAAAAUGAAGACUCGAGUGGUCCACUUGGAGUAUUUGGAUUCCAAGAUGAACAUGUCUCGCCGGAAAAAGUUAGCGGUUGGUUUCAAGUGACACCCAAGUGUUGUCAGCCAUUCAUGGUGUUGCAUGGUGGAGUUUCGGCACUCAUAGCUGAAGAUCUGGGGAGCAGAGGAGCCUACUUGGCCUCCGGGAGGCGGAGAGCCGCCGGAAUACAACUCAGCAUUAGCCGUCUCAAGAAUGCCCAAGUUGGUGGUAUUGGGCUCGCCGAGGCUACUCGGCUCGCUGAGCCUACUCCGGUGAAUGCAGGCAAAACUACUGUUCAGGUUUGGAAAGUGCAGUUUUGGAAGAUUGAUUCCUCAAACUCUCAGAACAGAUCACCUAUAGCAUCAUCAAGAGUUACACUUCCAUGCAGCAUGUCAUAA
Messenger RNA from Coffea arabica (coffee), 480 nucleotides. NCBI's taxonomy places the organism in Eukaryota, Viridiplantae, Streptophyta, Magnoliopsida, Gentianales, Rubiaceae. The record is from RefSeq and is a predicted model, not a curated record.